This is a messenger RNA of Beta vulgaris subsp. vulgaris (sugar beet), 1609 nucleotides long. RefSeq lists its product as hypothetical. The transcript has 2 exons. Bases 9 to 629 code for a protein of 206 amino acids. Lineage: Eukaryota; Viridiplantae; Streptophyta; Magnoliopsida; Caryophyllales; Amaranthaceae. The record is from RefSeq and is a predicted model, not a curated record.
AAUUAUCCAUGUACAUUAUCCAUAUUAUCGCAGUAGUCCAUUCAUUUCUACCACACAUAACAAAAAGCCUUAAACUCUGCACAUACCCUUCUAUAUUUCAUCAAUUAGCCAAACAUUUUCUCACUUGUGAACUAAAAAACGUAAUGAACUUACUCAAACCACCCUCCAAGUACUUUUAUAACACUAAUAAUUAUCAUCAUUUACAUUCUUUUCACUCUAACUCAAAGCUUACAUUAGGAAUUAUAAACAAAUCAAUAAGAUUUUAUAAAUCACCAAAAGAAACCAAAACCUUUAAAAAACUUCCUGCUAUACGAGCUUGUUCUACCAAUGAAGAAGCUGCGAAAGAUGAAGACAGAAUAAUGGAAAAGAAAACUUUUCUCUCUAUUGAAGAAGCUGGAUUGGUUGAAAUCUCUGGUCUAAGUAUUCAUGAACGAUUUCUUUGCAGAUUAACAAUAUCAUCUUUAAAUCUUUUGAGAGUGAUAGCUGAGCAAGAAGCAUGCACAAUUGAAGAACUUAAUGCUGGAAGGAUUUGUGAUUGGUUCUUGAAAGAUAAGCUUAAAAGAGAGCAGAAUAUUGGGUCUGCUGUACUCCAAUGGGAUGAUGAUGACCCUUUUCAAGGCCAAUUUUGAUUAUUAUAGUCCAUCAUUUUAUUUAGGGCCUGUUCGGCAAAAGUAGUUGUUGGGUAGCUGUUGGCUGUUGGAGUAGCUGUUAGCUGUUCGGGUAGCUGUUAGCUGUCGGGUAGUAGCUGUUAGCUCUUAGCUGUGAAAGUAGCUGUUUACAAUAUAAGUGUUCGGUAAAAGUAGCUGUUAUGCUUAUAUAUGAUAAAAAUAAUAAUUAUUGAUUAUUUUAUGGUUAAAUUAAAUUUCAAUAUAUGAACACAACGCAUUAUUUUUCUUUUACUAUGAUGUCCUUAAAUAGUUUUGUCUUUUUAACUAGAUCCCACUCCAUUUAAUACUUGUACUUCUAUUUCAUCUCUCAUAUUACUUCCAAUAAAAAUCAACUAGCUAUACUUUUUUUUUUUUGAUAAUUUAUGUUUCUUUCCAUUAAGAAGGCAGGAGAGGGAGAGUAAUCUACCCCUAGUGUGGUAGCACCUACAUUUAUAUCAUAUAUGGUCCAAUAGAUAAUCUACUCAUACAUUUUCCUCAAGAGUAUUGUCAAAAAAAAAAAAAACAAUAAGCUACUGACAUGCCCUGCCAUAAGAGUGAAAUAACUCCAGUCUUGCGAUGAGUUACGUUAUAGCCAGGCAACAAAUCAACUAGCUAUACUUGUUAGAACUCUCUGGAGAUUUCAUGCGUGAAGAUGGAACUUUCUGAAUUCUCUCUCUUCUAAUUUCAGAUCUGGGUUCUCAAUUUUUUUUUUCUCUUUCCUUCAUUUAACUCUCAAACAUUAUAGAUCAUCUUCUUCGUUUUCAUUGUUCUUUGCUUCUUUUUUUUUUUUCCAUUCUUUUUCCCCCAAACAUGUCCUUUUGUGGUUGAUCUUUCUAGGAUUUACAUUUUUCCACUAAUAUGAUUAUAAAGUGGUCAAAUUUCGAGGAUGAUAGGUAUUUUUCGGAUGUAUCUUUCAUUUUAUACGAGUUUUUUAUUUUAUUUUGAAAGAUCUUUUCAUACCA